UAUUAUUUUAGACAUGAACUGCGCAACAAACAUCACAUCUCAGCUUUGCCAAGCAGUGGGCAAUGAGGACGCAAGGUCAGUGCAGACGCUGUUAUCCCAAGGAGCUAAUCCCAACUUGAUUCUAGACAAGGGUGUCGCGGCCAUACACUUGGCUGUAGGCAAAGAAUCAGAAAAGGGGAUCCGCUGCCUGAAACUGAUCUUACAACAUGGGGCUGACCCAAAUCUCAGGUCAUCAGAAGGACUUACUCCCUUGCACAUUGCUGCUCUGUGGGGAUGUUAUCAGACUCUGAAGCUGCUUUUAAAAAAUGGUGCCAAUCCAAAUCUUAAAGACCAGGAUGGCAACAAAGCUGGUAGACUGGCCAAGCAGCAGGACAACCGCCGGUGCGCUAUGCUUCUGUCUGAACAUGAAUCCCAGGCUGCACAAGCUGAGGUUGAAGACUUUCCCAAGUUCCAAUACUCGGUUUACUCCGGGCAGCCUGGUCGAGAGUGCUCUUACUCUUCCGCUGGAGAUGACUACAGCAACGCCUCUCUGGGCAUGUCCAUGCUGAGUGACAUGAGCGAAGACCCCCUGAGCAGCACACGCAGGUCCUCCUGUCUCAACUUCUCCUCCGUCUUCAGCGGCAGGCCCAGUCUCCAUGGAGGAGGAGGAGGAGGCUGGGCUGGCGGCCGCCUGGAGGUGUCUGACAUCUCCGACCUCCGAGGCCCUCAGGACUCCGUCUUGGAGUUUGACCCGCCGUCCAUCCUCUCCAGCACCCGUAUGUCUGUGGCAGGCAUCAGGGAUCGGUCCGGCCUGCCGGUCCUUCAGGGGGACGAGACUGUUUUUGACGGCAGAGCUUUGCGGUACGAUCACGGCUUUCGGAGGCCUUCUGACGUCCACCCUCCCCCGGCUGGGUAUUCCAGACGGGCGAGUCGCAAAAGCGUGAGUUUCCGAGACGUGGACGAGUACUACCCUGUGUUUGACGUCGUCGACUCUCCCAGACGGCUGCGACCCGUCACUCAGGAGAGUUCGGAGUCGUGCGAUUCCACCGUGGACUUCUCAGAGUACACGGAAUUCUUCGACGCGGAAAGGAUGGCCACCGUGUUGCAUCAUCAGGGCAUUGACGUCACGUCGCCCGAUCACGUUUACGUGUUUACUCGCGACGACGACACGAGCUCAAACGCGGACUUGGAAAAGACGGUUCUGACGUGGCUACCGACUGAAGAGGAGGAGAAUCAGGAUGACGUAGCCACAGAGUGUGUUAGUGAGCCAGAGAGUAAAGUCCAGCCUCUACCGCCCUCAGGGAGCAGCAGUAGUAGUGGGACAAGUAAGUACAGCAGCUGUGACAGCGAGGACUACAAAAGCUGCAUCGGGGACGCGUCACCACUUGACGACUUACACAGAUCUACUGAGGAAGAUGAGGGUACUCAACAGGGCCCUUCCGCAGAUCAUCAGUCUAACACGGUCAGUAAUACACAAGUAGAGUCGGACAUUACUCAAAUGAAAAGAGACUCGGCACAAGAUGAACGCAGUGCCUGCAUUGGCACGGAGCCUUCAACGGUGGCAGAGGUCGCAGAACUGUUGAGCAACCUCACGUGUGACAGCAGGACAAAGGACCUGGAGGACGAAGGUUGCGAUGUGGUGGUGAGUCCGUUCGUCACCGGCAGGACGCGCUCGAGGCUGAGCCGCUGCUCGCAGCGGGCCAGUCAGAGCUCCUCCUCGCUCUCCUCCACCUCCCUCUUCGAGGUCACCCUGCCCACGCCGCCGACUCGCAUGCGCCGCACGGUGAGGUCGCAGGACAGUCCGGCGGACGGUUACUGCGCCUCGCCAUUCUUGGCAGGCAGAUGUGGUGGGAGCUUGGCCACUGAUUGUUCCCAGUCUCAAGUAGAGGUCCUGAGAGCUGAGCAAGGCAUGCCUUCGUAUGAAGGACUUAGUCAAGCAGACACGGUCCUCCUCUCCACCAGCAUGGCCGACACCAUCAUCCUGGAGAGCGGAGGUGGUGAAAAGUGCCCAAUGCCCUUCGGCGUCCCCAAGGGUUUGAUGUCAGAGAGCGAUUUUGAGCAGGAGGAGGACAUUGUCAGCAGCAGUGACUUGAUCACCGAUGACCUCUCCACUUGCAGCGACGUGAGAAGCCUCUCCCCGUCGCAGGGAUCCACUCAGAGCAGCAACAGAGAGAGCGUGGAGGACUCCUGGGUCAGCGAGAUGGAGUCUCAAUUCUGCUCCUCCCAGGCCAGCGUCAGCGACACGCCGCAGAAGUACGCCCCCGACACGCCGGGGACCGGGUGCACGCCGCGCUACAGCAUGAGCAGGCUGUCGGGGGGCCACUGCAGGCCCCGCUCCCUGGCCAACCUGUCCUACACCCCCGGCGGACGCCCACACCUGGUGGACGUGGACGAGCCCGUGGAGUACCUCUACACCGACACGGAGGAGGGCCACGAGCUGAUCGAGACCCAUGUGCCGCCUACGUCAAACACGUCCAUGAGCACCACCACCACCAGCAGCAGCGGCGACGAGACCGUGCUCUACGACUGGCGCGCCUUCAAGGUUAGCCCGAGCAAAGGGAAGGAGAACGUGGAGCCCAAAGAGGAGGCUUUGUCCAAGGAGUUGAAAGGGUUGACGGAUAAGGAGUUGAGGAGGAGGCUGGUGGAGCUUGGGCAUGCCCCUGGGCCCAUCACCGCUCGGACCAGGCCUGUGUACAUGGAGAGGCUGCUACGCCUCCAGCAGGAAGCCAACAGCCAGCCACAGUCCAGCACUGAGCACAGUCCUGAACUUCGGAAGACUCUGCAGACAUUUAUUUUACCCGAUGGCAGAAAUGAUGAGCAUGCCCUUUCUCAGCAGUUUGACCAACCGGAUCAGAACAAGAAGUGGCGUGAAGGUGUCAUUAAGUCCAGUUUCAACUACCUUCUCCUUGAUCCAAGAGUAACAAAUAACUUGCCCUUUCGAAGUCAAGCGAUGACCCCUAAGGAGUGUUUUCAGACCUUUGCCAGUGCCAUCUUCUACGUUGGCAAGGGCAAACGCUCUCGCCCCUACAGCCACUUGUAUGAGGCUUUGGACUACUACAGAGGAGACAAAACAUCCAAGAAACUCUGCUCGAAGGUGAAGCAUAUUUUGGAUGUUUGGAAUGCAGGCCACGGGGUGAUAUCCCUGCACUGCUUCCAAAAUGUCAUACCAGUGGAGGCAUAUACCAGAGAGGCCUGCAUGGUUGAUGCAAUCGGCUUGAAGAUGCUGACCAAUAAGAAGCGUGGUGACUAUUAUGGGGUGGCGUCGACCUGGGCGGCGAAGCGCAAGCGGGAGCUGGGAGUACACCUGCUGUACCGGGCCAUGCAGAUCUUCCUGGCCGAAGGAGAGCGCCAGCUCAGACCAGCGGACAUCAGGGCGGGAAACUGAACCCUGACCCCCCCAACGACGAAGUGGAAACGGUAAUGUGUCACAACAUGAGUUACCAGUAGAGCACUUAGUGGUUGCAUUAUUGUCAGUGGCAAAUGUGUGUGUCAGUGGCGGAUGUUUAACGUAGCAAAAACUAAGGACUGCUGUGGAAAAAAACGGGUUGACCACUAAAGUAUCGGUAAAGGCAACAUUGGACACUGAUCAAAGUCACACCUGGUGUGACCACUCGAGGUGGUAAUUGGCAGCUAGCAUGAUUUGGUACUGUUCUUUGUAAGCCCCUCAAGUUCUGAGCGAUGGACAUAGGGUGCCUUCGAUAUGGAUAUGUUCUUUCCACUGACUCCUCUCUUCUCAAAAGAUCAUCAUGUUAAGCUGAUCUCCUCUUAGCCUGCUUGAGGAGCAGCCACAGGUCUGAGCACCAGGUGGCACUAGAUGCUCUUACACGAAGCGGAAGAUGGCGUCUGUGUCGACAGUUGAAGGAGGGUUUUUUUAACGUCAGCACUCAUUGCCUUGGCUCUGCUGGUCCAGGGCUCAACUGUCAUUAUGAUGGGACAAAAAACAGCUUUUGAGACCAUGCUGUUUUUAGGAAGGACGUAUUGAAGAAUGAAAUGACCGAUAGGAUGUUGUAGGUUUAGGUUUGCUUUGAGACCUGGGGGACCACAUUUAGUGGGGUUUUCCUGUAAGGUCAUAUGUUGUUGUAACAGUGGAUAGUCACAACUAAAAACCACUUUGUAUUAGAAACUAGAUCCAACAUGUCUAACCACUUUUUAAAAAAAAUGCUUUUAAAUCCUUUUUUUAAAUCCUCAUCCAUCUCAGUCUCACAUGAUUUUUGUCACAAUAUCAAGUUUCCACAUGGUGUCAGAGUUGACAUUCAACUAUGCAGAACACGUUUAGGUUAUAAAAUAUGAUUUAAAGGAGUUCAGAUCAACAUAGGUGGUGUGUUCCAGUAGUUCACAAAAGCGUUAAACUUAUAAAUGGUAGACAAUUUGGUUGGUUUAUUUUCCAUAUGACACUAGAUGCACUCACAGGUUGGUGAUGUUUGUGUGAACAGAUGAUUUCUCCCCCCCUUUACCUGAUUUUCUUUGCCGUUUUUAGGAUGUUAAAUAUUGUACUGUGAUUGUGUAAAAUUGAUCAAGUCCAGCUUUCUUUUUAUGCAUUUCUGUGAUUCUUUUUCAUAUGAUUUAUUUUUUUAAAAGUACAAUGUAAAAGAAGUUACUUAGUUUUUUUAAUAGAUCUUUGUAAUGUCUUAAUGUUAUUAUCUUUCCCCAACCCAACUUGCAAAACAAAACAAAAAAAUAAAAACCAAACGAGUAAUAUUUUA
Engraulis encrasicolus (European anchovy) is the source of this 4682-nucleotide messenger RNA. It is a transcript of the gene ankle1, whose product is annotated as ankyrin repeat and LEM domain containing 1. The transcript has 9 exons. Gene Ontology annotation, molecular function: protein binding; DNA endonuclease activity. NCBI's taxonomy places the organism in Eukaryota, Metazoa, Chordata, Actinopteri, Clupeiformes, Engraulidae. Gene Ontology annotation, cellular component: cytoplasm; nucleoplasm. The coding region runs from base 14 to 3364 and encodes 1116 amino acids. Gene Ontology annotation, biological process: double-strand break repair via homologous recombination; resolution of meiotic recombination intermediates. The record is from RefSeq and is a predicted model, not a curated record.